AUGGCUGGAGUAGCAGUAGUAGCAGAGGAAGAGCUGCCGUUAGUUCUGCUACUCCGCCCCAUCAAACAGCCUUUCUACAAUUCCCUUUCCACGAAAUUCCGUUUCUUGAAGGCAUGGGAGGAACCCUCCCUUCCAAUCCACCUCUUCUUAGCCUCCUACGCCCAGUCAACGACGGCCCUCCUCUGCUCAGGCCAUACCCCCGUCAACUCCACCAUCCUCCAAUGGCUCCCCAACCUUCAAUGCAUCGUCACCACGAGCGCUGGAUUCAACCAUAUUGACAUAGCUGAAUGCAGGCGGAGGGGGAUCGCUGUCGCCAAUGCCGGGACUGCCUUCUCUGAGGACGUUGCUGAUUACACAGUCGGAAUCUUGCUUGACGUCUUACGACGCAUCUCCGCUUCAGACCGUUAUGUCAGCCACGGUCUCUGGUCUCUUCAGGGAGAAUAUCAGCCGCUUGGCUCCAAGAUCAGAGGCAAGAAAGUGGGGAUUGUUGGACUCGGUAGCAUUGGCUCGGAGAUUGCGAAGAGGCUGGAGGCAUUUGGCUGCAGCAUCGCAUAUAAUUCAAGAGAAAGGAAACCAUCUGUGCCAUUUCCUUAUUUUUCAAGCAUUCGUGAUCUCGCAGCCAGAAGUGAUGUUAUCAUAGUAGCAUGUUCCUUGACUGAUGAAACAUACCACAUCAUUAACAAGGACGUCUUGUUGGCAUUAGGAAAAGAUGGUAUCGUCAUUAAUAUCGGGCGUGGGGCACUGAUCGAUGAGAAGGAAUUGGUUAGGUGCUUGGUGCAAGGAGAGAUCGGCGGUGCUGGACUUGAUGUGUUCGAGAACGAGCCUCAUGUGCCACAGGAACUCUUUGCCAUGGAUAAUGUGGUGUUAUCUCCGCAUCAAGCAGCCUUUACACCAGAAUCCUUCUUAUCAGUGCUUGAAGUGAUCACAGGCAACCUCAACGCAUUCUUCUUAAAUAAACCAUUGUUGACUCUUGUGAAGGAAUGA
This is a messenger RNA of Magnolia sinica, 984 nucleotides long. Its product is annotated as glyoxylate/hydroxypyruvate reductase HPR3-like. Bases 1 to 984 code for a protein of 327 amino acids. Gene Ontology annotation, cellular component: cytosol. The record is from RefSeq and is a predicted model, not a curated record. The transcript is spliced from 2 exons. NCBI's taxonomy places the organism in Eukaryota, Viridiplantae, Streptophyta, Magnoliopsida, Magnoliales, Magnoliaceae. Gene Ontology annotation, molecular function: NAD binding; hydroxypyruvate reductase [NAD(P)H] activity; glyoxylate reductase (NADPH) activity.